Juglans microcarpa x Juglans regia is the source of this 1177-nucleotide messenger RNA. RefSeq names its product formyltetrahydrofolate deformylase 1, mitochondrial. Gene Ontology annotation, molecular function: formyltetrahydrofolate deformylase activity. The coding region runs from base 127 to 1107 and encodes 326 amino acids. The record is from RefSeq and is a predicted model, not a curated record. Gene Ontology annotation, biological process: 'de novo' IMP biosynthetic process. Lineage: Eukaryota; Viridiplantae; Streptophyta; Magnoliopsida; Fagales; Juglandaceae. The transcript is spliced from 8 exons.
ACCCGAAAGAGUGGAAAUGGAGCGAGCAUACAUCGUGUAGGUACAACGUGAGCUUCAAAUUGUGAGGUAAGAGCACCAAGUUUGACGUGUGGGUGAGAGAGAUCGAGUGAAGAGUGCUGUGUUUGAAUGAAUCUAAUCCGAAGAGCUUCCGCAUUCCUCCCCCAGCCUAUUGGAUUUGCCUUCAGAUCCUUCAAAUCCUUCAGAUUCCCUGGUGACUCCCUCAAUUCCUCAUCCUCUUCCGCUCUCACCCAUGGAGUUCACGUUUUCCAGUGCCCUGAUGCCGUCGGGAUUGUUGCGAAGCUAUCGCAUUGUAUAGCUAGUAGAGGUGGGAAUAUAUUCGGCGCGGACGUUUUCGUACCUGAAAACAAGCACGUGUUCUAUUCCAGAAGUGAAUUUAUUUUUGAUCCUGUUAAAUGGCCUCGGGAGCAAAUGGAUGAAGACUUUGUUAGGCUGUCAAAAAUGUUUAAUGCCAUGAGAUCUGUCAUCCGGGUGCCAGAUCGCGACCCUAGAUAUAAUAUUGCUGUCCUUGCUUCAAAGCAGGAUCAUUGCUUGGUUGAUUUGCUACACGGAUGGCAGGAUGGAAGACUUCCUGUUGAUAUAACUUGUGUAAUAAGUAAUCAUGAAAGAGGUGCAAACACCCAUGUGAUUCGUUUUCUCGAAAGGCAUGGCAUUCCUUAUCAUCAUAUACAAACAACGAUACAGAACAAAAGAGAAGGGGAGAUCUUAGAAUUGGUUCAGAAUACUCAAUUUUUAGUACUUGCUAGGUACAUGCAGAUACUUUCUGGCAAUUUCUUGAAGAGUUAUGGAAAGGAUAUAAUAAACAUUCACCAUGGCCUUUUGCCAUCAUUCAAGGGGGGGAACCCAUCUAAACAGGCUUUUGACGCUGGAGUGAAAUUGAUUGGUGCAACAAGUCACUUUGUGACCGAAGAACUCGAUGCAGGGCCUAUUAUCGAACAGAUGGUUGAGAGAGUUUCCCACAGAGAUAACAUGCAGAGUUUUGUGCAGAAAUCAGAGAACCUCGAGAAACAAUGCCUUGCAAAGGCUAUAAAAUCAUAUUGUGAGCUGCGAGUGCUACCUUACGAGCAAAACAAGACUGUCGUGUUUUGAUGGGAAGGAUGUGAAGUGCAAAUUGUAUGUAUAUUCUGUUUUUCAUUUUAAUCGUUUACACGACACAGUU